Molecule: messenger RNA, 6958 nt
Organism: Nycticebus coucang (slow loris)
Lineage: Eukaryota; Metazoa; Chordata; Mammalia; Primates; Lorisidae
Gene: PHF21B
Product: PHD finger protein 21B
Exons: 14
Coding region: 413-1825 (470 amino acids)
Source: RefSeq, a predicted model, not a curated record
CCGGCCCGAGGCGCUCGCUGUGGAACUCUCGCGCCACCAGAACGGCGACCUCAAGAAACAGCUUCACGAAAGGCAGCCGCGGAUCGCAGCGCUCACCGACAAACAAAAUAAUCCUGUGACUUGGGUCAGGAGGCGAAGGUGAAUCUUCUCUGCUGGACAGAUCAGAGAAAGGCAGCUUCCCAAGGUCCUGCCCCCAGCCUGGGAUGCCGUCUGGGUUAGCCCCCCACCUUGUAGGGAGUAACGUGAUGUAGCUGGAAAUGCAGAGGCCCCAGAGCAGUCGCUGAGGUCCGUGUCCAGCUUCCUGCCUGCUGGCUGAGUGGCCCUGGGCAAGUUGUGCUGCCUCCUUGAGCUGUUUCCCACCUGUGAAGUGGGGUGGUCCUAACACCUACCUCAGCCCAGCUGAUAUCAGAUCAUGGAUGUGAGACAGCGUCUAAGCUACAUGGUCAAGCAUAGACAUGGAAACUGUCACCACCAGGCUUUGGGAACCAUCACUGCAGUGCCUGUCACGGGUCCUCAGGUCAGCUCCUUGCAGAGGUUGGCCGGGCAAGGAGCGGCAGUGCUACCUCAGGUUAGGCCAAAGACUCUGAUUCCAGACAGCCUCCCUGUCACCCCGGGCCGAGACCGGCCACCCAAACAGCCCCCAACAUUCCAGAAGGCCACCGUGGUCAGCAUCAAGAACCCCAGCCCUGCCCUCCCCACUGCCAACAACACCGUCAGCCAUGUGCCAGCACCCGGCAGCCAGCCCCAGGCCCUCGCCCAGCCCGCCACCCUCGCCUCUCCCCUGAGCAGUGCCGGGGUGGCCUACGCCAUCAUCUCCACCUCCCCCAGCAAUGCUGCCGCCAUGGCCCCCAGCACCGCCGUGUCCGUGGUCAGUGACAGCAUCAAAGUCCAGCCCCUCCUCAUCAGUGCCGACAACAAGGUCAUCAUCAUUCAGCCUCAAGUGCAGACACAGCCCGAGAGCACGGGGGAGUCACAGCCACCUACAGAGGAGCCAUCUCAGGGAGCUCAGGCCACCAAAAAGAAGAAGGAAGACAGGCCCCCGACCCAGGAGAACCCAGAGAAAAUCGCCUUCAUGGUAGCGCUAGGCCUGGUCACAACAGAACACUUGGAAGAGAUCCAGAGCAAGCGGCAAGAACGGAAGAGAAGAAGCACAGCCAACCCUGCCUACAGCGGCCUUCUGGAGACCGAGAGGAAGCGGCUGGCCUCCAACUAUCUCAACAACCCCCUGUUCCUCACAGCGAGAGCCAAUGAGGACCCCUGCUGGAAGAAUGAGAUUACCCACGAAGAGCACUGUGCCGCCUGCAAGCGGGGGGCCAACCUGCAGCCCUGCGGCACCUGCCCGGGGGCCUACCACCUCAGCUGCCUGGACCCCCCCCUCAAGACGGCACCCAAGGGCAUGUGGGUGUGCCCCCGGUGCCAGCAGAAGGCCUUAAAGAAAGAUGAGGGUGUGCCCUGGACCGGGAUGCUGGCCAUUGUGCACUCCUAUGUCACCCACAAGACAGUCAAAGAAGAGGAGAAGCAGAAGCUGCUUCGACGAGGCACUGAGCUUCAGAAUGAGCACCAGCAGCUGGAGGAGCAGGAUCGGCGGCUGGCUUCAGCAGUGAAGAAAUGCCUGGAGCUUAAGACAAGCCUGUUGGCCCGCCAAAGGGGCACCCAGUCAUCCCUGGACCGCCUCCGGGCCCUCCUGAGACUUAUUCAGGGCGAGCAGGUGCUCCAGGUCACCAUGACGACCACCAACCCUGCCCCAUUGCUGGCAGGGCCCUGGACCAAGCCCUCGGUGGCAGCUGUGCAGCCCACCCUCCAGCACCCCCAGGGCCACAACUGACCCUGAGGAACCUGUCUUCAUACCCACAGGAAGUUACUGGAACCCUGCUCACGCGACCUGGGGGUUCUGUUGGCCUUAAUUCAGAAACACUAUGAAUUUCAGACAAAAAUAAACCAGAGGGAGAUGGAGGAGAGGAAGAAAGCAGGGGUGAAGUUCUGGCGGGGGUGGGGCCCUGCAGCCUUCUGGAGACACCUGGGAGCCAGGUGGGGUUGGGGCCUGUGCCCUUCACCUUCAGAGGGGACACCUGGGAGCCAGGUGGGAUGCAACUCGCUGGGGCGAUGGUCAGCCCACAUCCUACUCCUGCCAUCCAGGCCCGGCCCUCUCCACGGCUUCACACUGUCCCAAGGCAGAGAGAGGCUGAGGCUGUGGAGGGGACAGCAUGCCCUGCACGUCAGGAGGAAGCUGUGAGAACGUGGACGUAGCUGAGUAGUAGAGGUAGUUGGUUGUGCAUUGGGAAGAACUGGGUAGCGGGUCUAGUAAGUCCCCUGACACCCUUCUCCCAGAAGGCCCUCCUGGUGCUGGGCCAGGCCUGGGGUUCCCCCUGGGGAACUGCUGGUCAGUAUUACUGGGAGCAGGAAACACACCUAUGUCCCUUGGAAGAGCCUCUCCAAGGCAGGGUUGGCCUGUGGGCUGCUGCCUUGUCUUGGCACCUCGGGGCUUUGCUCCUUCCUUUUGCUGGUCUACUGGACUCAUUUUGCUACUGAUGCAUUUUUCUCAUGGAGUUUUUAGGGGAGAUGGAGCUGCAGCCAAGCAGGAGAGGCAUUUGGCAGGUCUCCUAUUUGGGGUUGAAUCAUUCAACGUAAGACUACAGCCUUUUACUUCCUCCUGCGCGUUCCACUCCUCUUUUCUUUGCCAGUACAGACACUAUGCCAAAAAAUAUCUUUACAUUUUUGUACGGCAUUUUUAUUGUAAGGUUUAAUGUGAAGAGGGGGCUUGCUGACUUUUUUUUCUGCUCAUAGUGUCUGCUUCGAGGUACGAUGAGCAAACCGCCCCUUGGGGAGGCUGGCCAAACCGGACCCACCAGACGGAUAUUUAGGAACUGGGGUAGAGGGUGGGGGGAGGUGAAAGGGACGGUGGCCUUGGGAGGGGUUGGCCUUGAGGGCAUGAGACAGACAGCUCUUGCUGUCUCCUCUCCUUGGCAAAGUGGAGGCCCCCACCGUGGUACAAGGGCUCCUGUGUCCAGGGGCGGGGGCCCAUGCAGACUUGUCACAUCCACCAGCUCUCCAGUCCCGAGGGACUUAGCACAACUGGAUAAGCAUCCAGGGGCCACAGGGCCUCACCCUGAGCAUAUCACAUGGUGCCGAUUUGCAUUGAACGUGCGCAUGUGAGUGGCGCGCGGCUACGUCCACAGACACGUACACAGCAGAGCAGGGAGGCUGGCCGGUUCCCGCAGACGGCCAAGGUCUCUCAUCCUUAUCACGACUCCGGGAGAAACUGUGCUGUACGAUACAGAUCUAUUUUAAUACACUUAACACUCGGUUGAACCAGAUUUUAUAUUCUUUUAUGGAUGAGCAGAGUGAGCUGUGUGAGGCGCAUGUCUUUUGUCCGUCACUCUCUAUGCCAAGGACGCUUCACCGUGUGGCUCGCGAUGUAAAUGUCUUCAGGUUCCUUUUUUGUCCAUUCGUUUUUCCUUCUCGGAUGGAUCGAGUUAAAAUUUUUUAAAAUGUAACAGGAGGAUAUGAAAGGUUGGACCCAGAAGGGGUAGCUGCCAAUGUGUCUUGAGACUUAGUUUUUCUGGACCAAGGAGGACUGUCCAGUGGAUAGUGAGGGUAGAGAAAGUGUUUGUCUUAAAUAUGCCCAUGUAGUUCCCUUCUGUACGAUGCAUUAAACUCCACUGAUGAUUUCAAGCCCUGUGCUCUGGUGUCCUUGCCUUCAGCAGAGAGGCCCCGGGGGUGCCUGGGGCAGCCCAGAGGGCCUUGGAGAGGCCAGAAUCAGGGUCCUGCCCCCCACCCAGAGGGAGGAGGGAAGCGGGAGAGAGCCCAAGGCACUAACUGGGCCCUCCACAUGCCGGCCCUGCCUAGCCCCCAUUAGGGCCAGGAGCAAUGGGGGACACACAGGAACCCAACGGGCCAGAGCCCAGGGUGGUACCCCUGCCCCCUCGCUGGCUUUAUCUCUCAGUCCCCCGGCGUGCUCUUAUCUGGCAGCAGGCUCACAGCUCCUAUAACUUGGCUUCCACUGGCUUCCACCUGCACUUUUUAAGAACAGCCAGAGUGGGGGACAGCCCCCUGGAGUCCUACCCCCUAACAUGUGUGGAGGGCCUCUGAUUGGGCCAGUUGUUCAGGGCUCUCUUCUGGAAUAUCUGCUGUGGCCACAGGGUGGGGUUGAAUUUGAAAGUGACUUCAGGGCAUAGAGAGGCAAAGGGGUGGCUGGGGUGGGGGGUGGACAGUACCCAGCAAGGCCAGCUUCAUAGCCUGCCCAGGGCCUGGAGUUUGUUGGGGAUGGGGGAGCAGAUUCAAGUCUGUUCUGUCUCUUCCCCAUCCCCACCUUCAUGGCAUCCCACAGAGCUGGCCUCAGCCUCUGUCCCAGGGUGCCAAGAGGAAACUCUGGGUCCCCUUGGGGGUCCCUGUACCCGUUGUCCCCAGUGCACUCCUGUCCUCUCGGAUCCUUUCUGGUCGGGCUUCUGUCCCCUCCCCCACCACAUGCCCCUUGAUUCCCCCGUGCUGCCCAGUGAAGGUCAGGAAUAACCCUGUGGCAAGAUGCAGCAGAGCCACGUAACAUCAACCACACUUUCCAUCGAGGAGGUGCCAGGAUUUGGCUCCACUUGUCUCAUUGUCCCCUGCCUCUGCCCAGGUCUGCACCCCUCGUGCCUAACCACUAAGUGCCAGCCCAGCCAUGCUCUGCUCUCUCCUCCCGAGUUCCCUGGUCAGCCUUGUGCAGCCUCCUGGCUCCUGGUCAGCGAUGGUGGCCACCAGUGGUUGGCCCUGCAGACAUCUCAGUCUCUGCAUGGUCACCUCCAGACCAGCCCUUCCUGGGACCUGCAGGCUUCCUGAGCCAGCACCCAGCAGUGGCCCCGGACUCUACUCUGCCACCCAUGCUAGUUGUGGGGAAAUUUGCCAGUUCUGCUUCAGAAUAAAGGCACAGUGGGCCCUGUCCCACCAUCUGCUCCAAUGUCACCUUGAUCUCAGCCCCAUCUCUCACCUGCACUACCUGGUCCCUCCUCUUCUGACUGCAGUCACCAAGGUGUGAUGGGGGCUCCGUUACAUCCCUGCUGUCACAAAGCUAAAUGUGGUACUCAACUUACUUGUUUGUGGCUUCCAGAGCCACACCCCUGCACACGCUGGCCUCCCUGGCUCAUUUCCUGCUCCUCCCCCGGUCCAGCCUCUGUGCGGCACCUCCAGGCCUUUGCAUGUGCUGUGCCUCCUGCCUGGCACACUCUUCCCCAGCCCCACUUCCUGACUGGCCCCUGACUUGAGCACAGGCCCCGUGGAGCUCCCUAGUGUCUGUCCUGCAUUGCUCUGUGGACUCUGCAGGCUUUUCCUCUCUUGUCUUUGUCCCUGCACUUCAAGACACGGGUGUCUGUGCUCAGCUUUGCUCAGGAAUCCAGCAUCUAUAGCGGUGCCUGGCAUACAGUGGGUGUUCAGUCUGAAUAUUUGUGGAAUGAACCAAGCAGUCCUCAGGACAGAGCUGCCAAGCCUCGGGACUGUACCCACCCUGGCUCAGGGCUCUGCCCUGGGGCACCCCCAUAGCCAGUCCAGCUGCCAGGUGAGGGUGAGCUGGUGGAGGAGAAAGCUGAGGCUGGAAGGGAUGGAACUUCCCCCGCCCUGAUGCAGGACCCCGGGGAAGCCUCUGCAACCCAGUGUGGGAAAUCCCCCUCUCUGUCCUGCUCCUCCGCCCCAACAACACAGCUCCCACCCUCCCUUCCAGAGAAGACCCCUGCAUGGGACAGCUCUACCAUUAGGAAGGGGUGUCCCACAGGGUACAGAGGUCUGCCAUUAGUAGCUUCAAGCCCCUCCCACAGCACCCAGGUGACCCUAUGCCAGGGCAGCCCUCAGGAUAGGACAGUGGCAAUUCCAGCUCUCCCAUUCCUCAGCAACCUCUGACUCUGUUGGACAACAGGACCCACAACCUGCCUUCUGCACAUACAGGAAGCUUUUCUUUGCCAUAUCCCAGUUCUCUGCUUCACUAUUCUUAUGCUUUGGGGCCUUUAUUAGGUAAAAUAAGGGUUGUUGAACACAAGUGGACCAAUAACUGUGAGGGUGGAUCUGAUAACCAAGAUGGCUGCCAAGCCACUAAUGGCACCUAAGUGCUGGACAGAAGGGAUAAUUCACAGCCCGGGAGGGAUGGCACUUUGAAUCAUUUGUGGAAGUUUUCCAUAUUUAAUAUUUAAUAUUUUUAGACAGUGACUGUAAGUAAAACCACAAAGAAGGGAGUACUCUAUAAAAGGUCUUUAUGUGUGUACUGGGGGUUUGAAUGGAUUCCCUCCAAAAUUCAGGUGUUGACAAUGUUGCAGUGUUAAAAGGUGUGUGGCUGUUUAAGAGGUGAUUAGGCCACGAGGGCUUGCGCUCAGCCUGCGCCCCCUCCCUGCUGCCUUCCUCCCAUCUCAAGGAGCCAUCUUGGAAGCCGAGAGCAACCUUUCCGAGACGCCAGACCUGCCAGCGCCUUGAUCUUGAACUUGUCCCACUCCAGAACUGUGAGCACAUAAAUUUCUGUUCUUUAUAAAUUGCCCCUCGGUGGCAUUUUGUUAUAGCAGCACAAACGAAGAUAAACCCAUGGUAGACCCCUUUCCUUAGGUUGCCUGCAGUCUGCUUCCUUAUGGCUCCUGCUCUCUGGAACUUGCCAGAGCUUCCCCUCUGCCCUGCAUAAUUAUGUCAUCUGCAAGGACAGUCAGUUUUAAUCUUGAAUUAGCGCAAUAGCCUGGGCCUCUGAAACAAUGUUGAAUGGAAGUGGUAAGACUGGGCAUUUUGGUCUUAUUUCUGAUUUUAGAGAGAAAGUAUCAAUAAUUUGACCAUUAAUAGAUAGAUAGAAGUUCCCUUCUGUUCUUAGUUUGCUUAGAUUUUUUUUUAAAUCAUAUGGUUUUUAAAUUUUGUCAAAUGCUUGCGCUACAUCUGUUUUAAAAGCGGUGUGGAUAUCAACUUUAUUCUGUAAAUAUGGUGAUUCAUAUUCAUUUUUAAAUGUUAACCUUGAAUUCUUGGA